AUGGACGGGCGGACGGGCGUCUUCCGGAACCAGCCAGCUCCAGGCACCUGGCACGGGGCAGGCUCUCCCGACCCUGCUCUGUCCUCCCGCGUCCACGUCUGGCACAAGGCCACUCCUGGGUCUGCGCAGAGGAAAGCAUGUGCACACAGACUCUGGGCGAAGGGAAAGUUCGCUUUGGUUUGGUUUGUUUGCCUGAUCUGCCCUCUCUCCCUCCCGCCAGUGAAGAUAGUGAUCCGAGGCGACAGGAACACGGGCAAGACCGCGCUGUGGCACCGGCUGCAGGGCAAGAAGUUCGUGGAGGAGUACAUCCCCACCCAGGAGAUCCAGGUCACCAGCAUCCACUGGAGCUACAAAACCACUGAUGACAUCGUGAAAGUGGAGGUCUGGGAUGUAGUGGACAAAGGAAAAUGUAAAAAGCGGGGUGAUGGCUUGAAGAUGGAGAACGACCCCCAGGAGGCAGAGUCUGAGAUGGCCCUGGACGCCGAGUUCCUGGACGUGUACAAGAACUGCAACGGGGUGGUCAUGAUGUUCGACAUCACCAAGCAGUGGACCUUCAGCUACAUCCUGCGGGAGCUCCCCAAGGUGCCGACCCACGUGCCCGUGUGCGUGCUGGGGAACUACCGCGACAUGGGCGAGCACCGCGUCAUCUUGCCUGACGACGUGCGUGACCUCAUGGACCGCCUGGACAGACCACCGGGCUCCUCCUAUUUCCGCUACGCCGAGUCCUCCAUGAAGAACAGCUUUGGCCUCAAGUACCUUCACAAGUUCUUCAACAUCCCCUUCCUGCAGCUGCAGAGAGAAACGCUGCUGCGGCAGCUGGAGACAAACCAGCUGGACAUCGACGCCACGCUGGAGGAGCUGUCGGUGCAGCAGGAGACCGAGGACCAGAACUACAGCAUCUUCCUGGAGAUGAUGGAGGCGCGAAGCCGAGGCCACACGUCCCCGCUGGCGGCCAACGGGCAGAGCCCGUCCUCCGGCUCCCAGUCACCUGUGGUACCUCCCGUGGCCCCCGCUCCAGCCCCGAGACGCAGCAUCAUCUCCCGGCUGUUUGGGACCUCGCCAGCUGCCGAGGUGGCCCCUCCCCCCCCAGAUCCGACUCCGGCUGCAGAGGCCCCAGCGAAAGUCCAGGACGUCGAGGAAUUUGUUCCUGGGGACGGCCUUGACCACAGCUUCCUGGAUGACGUGGCCCCCCCGAAGGAUGAGAGGACAGUUGCGGCCGAGGCCCCUCAGGACAGCGACAGUGACGGGGAGGCCCCCGGAGGGAACCCAAUGGUGGCGGGUUUCCAGGACGAUGUGGACCUGGAAGACAAGCCGCCCAGCAGGCCCCUGCUGCCCGUCUCCAGGGAGAACACUCUUUCCAAUGAAGAGGCAGCAGGACCCCCCAAGGCCGCUGCCCUGGCCCCCCAGAAGUGCUCCGAGCCAGAGACCACACAGCCCCCCACAAAGGCCCCGAGGCCGCACAAGCGCGCAGAGCCCUCGAGGGCGCCCAACGGGAAGGACGAACUGGCAGCCUCGUCAGAGAGUGACCCUGAGGGGCCCAUCGCUGCGCAGAUGUUGUCCUUUGUCAUGGAUGACCCCGACUUUGAGAGCGACUCGGACACACUACGGAGAGCGGACGAGUUCCCGGUGCGGGAGGAUCUCUCCGACAUGACGGACGAGGACACGGUGAAGGAUGACUUGGAUCUCUUUGGCCUGGGGCUGGAGGAGCCCGGCCAGAAGGCGAGCAGCAGUGAAGUGUGCCUGUUCCCGAGGGACCAGUCCCACGGGCAGGCCGGGGGGGCGGGCAGGCCGAAGAAGAAGAAGAAGAAGAAAGACAAGGAGGAGGAAGAAAAGGCGGCCAAGAAGAAGAGCAAGCACAAGAAGGGCAAGGACCGCGAGGAGGGCCGCGAGGACCGGAAGCAGCGCAGGGGCAAGAGGGCGGCGGACGAGCUGGAAGCCUUCCUGGGGGGCGGGGGGCCUCAGGACUGGGGCCUGGAGCAUCCAGCUGUCCCCAGUGAGGCGGCCCUGGCUGCGCGGGGGAGGGGCUCCAUGCAGCCUCCUCGCAGGGGAGCAGGAGACUGGGCAGAGCUGGCUGGGCCAGCGAGGGCUUGCUCUGCACUUGUCACCAGCGGCUAUGGCGCCAGCAGCGAUAAAGUCGGACAUUAG
Myotis brandtii (Brandt's bat) is the source of this 2145-nucleotide messenger RNA. It is a transcript of the gene RABL6, whose product is annotated as RAB, member RAS oncogene family-like 6. Bases 1 to 2145 code for a protein of 714 amino acids. The record is from RefSeq and is a predicted model, not a curated record. Gene Ontology annotation, molecular function: GTP binding. Lineage: Eukaryota; Metazoa; Chordata; Mammalia; Chiroptera; Vespertilionidae. Gene Ontology annotation, cellular component: nucleus; cytosol. The transcript is spliced from 19 exons.